AUGAGUUUAUGCUUAUUCACGCCUUCGGGAUAUAGCAAGCCAGCGAUCGAAGGGUCCCAAGCUAGCCAAAUAUUGGAACAGGUUCUUGACGGCGGCUUCGAUACCGCAGGAACCUGUUCCAGUAACCUUCACGAUCAUAAUCGCCGGAAGGACACCGAAAGAGACCUUUCAAGUGAUGUGACCGGUAGUCCGCAGGCUUCUCGUUAUCAAUAUUUCGGUCUUGAUGCGACUCAAACGGAUACGCAGCUCCUUGACGAGGAUGAAGUAGAUGAAGGGUUGCUGAGAGGCAACAAGCGGAGCUUUCCUGUGAAAGCAAUGAAGGGGGUCCAAGAACCUACCAACGCUGGCCCUAAGAAUACUAGGUUCCAACCGGUCAAAGCUGCCUCGCCAUCCAAAGUCGAGCCCCCCAUCAGCAAGACGCGCUCUUCACCCUUACCCCGAGCCACCAUCCCUGCCAAAGAAACCAAUACCAACCUGCCUUCCCAUCGAAAUUCUCCACGGGUUCGCCGUGGUACGUACCCUGCGCUCGACGCAGAUUCUCAAGAUUCGUUCAUCGGGGCGUUCGAGGACAGUAUUGAUCCAGCCGCUCGCUACAUUCAGGGCGCUGAACAAUUGAACGUCCCUUUGUCUCAGCUGGCACGCAUCGCAGAAGAGCGCGAAGCAAUGCUCCAGAAGAUGGGACGCGGAAUCCUGAUACGACGCGUUCACACUCCUUCUCCGCCUCCGGCCUCUCCGCCCCAAGGGAGAGUCCUGGUUGACUCGACUCCCUCAAUAUCAGGAUCCCAAGAAGAAGCGUUGAACCACAAUAGAAAUGAUGAUUAUGAUUACGGACAAGCACAGGAGCCUGAUAUGGACGUUGAUCUAAAUAUGCAAGAACCAAGUCAACUUUCCAGUGAAGUAUCAGCACCCUCUUCAUCUCUAUAUGAUUAUAUCAACGCCCUCGACAAUGGAAUGGAUACCAACGAUCCGCCUGAGGCAGAGCCACUUGUCGCUACACAACCUAUGGAUUUCGCCGACACCACCCAUUUCACCGACACCACUCAGGCUUCUUCAGACAGGACUCCGAUUGUCUCCCAAGUUGAAAGACUACCUGAGGGCGCCAUCGCCCUCAGGAUCACAAAAUACCUGGCCCAACUUUCUCCUGAGGAGGAGAUUUCGAAAUCAGCCCAUCGUCUCUUAACGUUUGUUGACUGGAGUAAAUUAUGGCGCUAUGAUUAUGACAUACGACCUCUCUUCGAGCUUGCCCAAAGUCUUGGCCUCUACCAAACUGCCUUUGACGCUGCCACCAAAAUGCUGAAGGAGGAGGAUGAAGCAGCGGAAGCUGCGCGCCUUGCGGGUGGCCCUUCGCGCCAGCCAGCUUAUCAAGAAACUCAGCCAUCGAACGAAGGCGACGGUGAUGGCUACGGUGACGGCCCUUCUGCAGCCCAAGCCGAAACGCAACCGUCCACAGUAGAAGAAACUCUCCCUCGGCGGCGCGGCUUUCCGUCACGACCAAAGGCUUUCCAGCGUAUCCCACCUACUGAUUCCACCACAGAUAACACCGUUCCCGACUCGGAGCCAUUGAGACAGGAUACGCAACCCCCUGCUCCUGCAUCGAGUGCAGUCACCAAGUCCCCCGCUAUCCAGAAACGCAACAUAUUCCGUCAGGGGGAGCCUGAUUUCCACCCCAAUUCUGAAGAGAUAGUACCCGAUUCGGUUGAAAUGGACGUUGACACAACUGCUGCGCGCACGGAUGACGACGAAGACGACGAAGACGAUAUGCCGCUUGCCAAAAUGACCUUGAACAAAGGGAAGGAGCUCCAGCGCAGCAAGAAGGAAACCACCAUGCCUCCGCCUGCCGUGCCGAAGAAACCAACCUCCAAGGCCAAAGGGAAACAAAGGGCUAUCUCGCCUGCCGCUAGACAAACUAGGCAAACGAAACCAGCACCUGGGUAUCUCCUUGGUUCGUGGGAGAACGGAAUUGUUCCUUCUUCCCUUCCAGAGCAAGAUGGUGUUGGGAAGAAGGAUGCGCCAGUCCAGCCCAAAGCACCUGCGAAAGCAAAGGCCAUUCGGGCUCUGCCCAAAGCUACCGCGUCGAAGGUAGCUUCUUCGUCCAAGACGAAACAAGAGGCUGUCCGCCAGGAACUCAGCCCGUUGUCAGACCUGACUGAGGACCACAUUCUAAAGGUCGACCACGGAGACGACGCCAGCACGGAACCAGCCUACGACGGUGAUGAAUACGAGGAGCCAGUCGAAGAUAAAACCAAUAAAAAGAGAAAACGAAGAGAUUCUGGUUCGACCGCAAAAUCUGGCAUCAAGGCCGCUCCCAAGCGUGCUAAGAAGACAAAGAAACCAGAGACUCCCGCCGCCGUUCGCGCAAAGUCGCUGCGUUCCAGUGCUCCCGCGAGUAGCAGCCGUAUUGGCGGCAAGCCUACUCGUGUAUAUGCCUUGUGGAAGACUGAGGCUCACUACUUCCUGGGAACCGUCCAUUCCAUGAAGCCCCAUGGAAAAUACUUGAUCAAGUUCGACGAUGGGACGGAAGCGGACGUGACCUUGGACCAGAUGCGACUUGCACAAUUAAAUGUCGGGGAUGAAGUCGCUCCGAUUGGGUUCAAGAAGAAAACCUGCAAGGUCGUUAACGUCGAUGACCAACAUAACACGGAGGUGGUUACCAUUAAGCUUGAUGGGGAAGAAGAAGAAAUGAAAAGAGCAGACAUCACCAUUCACAUGAAGACCAUCAACUACGCCUGGAAAGACCGAAAGUUGACUUCGGACACGGUUGUUACAAAACUGAAGCAUCCACAACCUUCGCCUUCUCGGUUAUCUAUCAGCAGCACCGCGGGCCCUCGCCCUACGUCCAGCGUGCUCUCGGAAUACGGCAUCGUCAUCACUUUGAGCCCGGGCUCGACAAUGACCAAAGACAAGAUCGCCAAUGCGGUACGAGGAGGAGGGGGCGCCGUGAUCGACGACUGGACGACUGUUCUGAGUUUGGAUGGGAAGUAUGAUAGGGAUGGUCGACGUUGGGUGAUCACACAAGGCGAGAUUGCAUGGAUCGGCAAUAUUGAUCAGACCAGAAAGGUUUUCUUGGUAUCCGAUGAAUGCAAUGAAAAGCCACGGUAUCUAGUAGCUGUCGCUCUUGGUGUUCCAUGUCUCUCCUACAGAUGGGUGGAGGCAUGUAUCAAAGAGGACAUGGAAAUAGAAUGGGCACCCCACCUUCUUGCGCAAGGAUUCGUGGAGCCUUUGGAAGCCAAUGUCAGCCAAUUCGUCGACACCCUUUGGUGCUCUACCAGCGAGCAUCUUCGUCACAUCAUGGACAACAAAGUUCCCCACAAGAUCCUCAAAAACAAGACUGCUCUCUGUGUGGGCAGGGACCUUAUCCCUGUCCAAGGAAAGACUGAUGUUCCUGGAAGCCAUUUCAUUGGCCAGAUCCUGGUGUGCAUGGGUGCAAAACGUGUGGAGGCCGUCGCCGAUUUGAAUGACGCGUCCAGGCAAGCUACGGAGUAUGACCUAGUCGUCAUCAAAGAAAGUACGAACUACCGGGACGACCUCGACGGAGCUACUGUCGUCGACACCCAGUGGGUGAAGUACUCGUUGCUUGCGGGAAGGAUGUUGCCUCUCCCCGAGUGGUCCCGUCCUUGA
Messenger RNA from Pleurotus ostreatus (oyster mushroom), 3618 nucleotides. RefSeq lists its product as uncharacterized. The coding region runs from base 1 to 3618 and encodes 1205 amino acids. Gene Ontology annotation, biological process: positive regulation of transcription by RNA polymerase II; DNA damage checkpoint signaling. Gene Ontology annotation, cellular component: nucleus. The transcript is spliced from 4 exons. The record is from RefSeq and is a predicted model, not a curated record. Gene Ontology annotation, molecular function: histone binding. Lineage: Eukaryota; Fungi; Basidiomycota; Agaricomycetes; Agaricales; Pleurotaceae.